Molecule: messenger RNA, 1574 nt
Organism: Haplochromis burtoni (Burton's mouthbrooder)
Lineage: Eukaryota; Metazoa; Chordata; Actinopteri; Cichliformes; Cichlidae
Product: palmitoyltransferase ZDHHC3
Biological process (GO): protein targeting to membrane; peptidyl-L-cysteine S-palmitoylation
Cellular component (GO): endoplasmic reticulum; Golgi apparatus
Molecular function (GO): protein-cysteine S-palmitoyltransferase activity
Source: RefSeq, a predicted model, not a curated record
GUCACCAGAUUGGUACAGAUAGAUCCUGAGCAAGCAAACAGUGUCCUCCAGCAGAAUGGCAAAGGUCCUGCUGAUGGAGAAGCUAACCCGCAUGUCCUUAGCAAUAAUGUUCAGCACACAGAAGAUGGCAGCAAAGAGAAAAUGAAUGGCGGACAGACUGUCUCUGUGACAAUAGAGAAGGAGCAAUAGACAACAUAUCUCAACUACGGUGCCUUAAACCAGGAGUAUCAUCACCUCAACGGGAGUCAUCCUAGACCUUCAUUUUAAGCUUUGAUGCAGCCUCAAACCACAUGUUUUGUAUUUGUUUUUAUUACAUGGACCAUUCCUCAUCCAGCGUGCUUUGAAAGAGCACAGCAACAAUAUUGCUAUCAUGUAGAAAGAGCCUCUACAGCGACCUCAUAGACUGCACCAGUCUGAAGCAGAAGAGAUUCAGGGAAGGAGAUGUCUUUAAGAUAAACCAAAGACAUUCAAAUAAUCCCCAAAAUGCGGGAGCCAAUGUUUGUCUUUGUCUGUUUUAUGUUUAAGAUUUCAUCUAGAGAGUCAUCCUUUAUCAGUAUUAAUCAACCUCUUAAUCACUAAUUGCAGAGCAAAAGGUUUGUACGUUGAUUUUCAUCCGAAAUAAUGUGUGUGUGUGUGUGUCUUAUAAGGUGAACUUCAAGCACAGUGCAAUUAGCAGCAGUCUGUUAUCAGAUGGUCUCAAAUUUAGUUUACAUAUUUGUAAAUAUUUGAAGGUCUUUCUGUUUACACUUUAAAAUAUUUAUUUUUCAUUUCAUAAUAUAUUUGAUAGGAAAAACAUAAAGAUGAUAAAUGCUAAAACUUAGAUGACCAAAUCCAGUUUAAUGCUUGUUGAAAUGGUUUAAUCUCAAUCCAGAUACUUGAAAGCCAACAGGUCUCCCAUAAUUCCAAGAUGAUCAGGUAGAUUUUUCAUUGCACUAUAAUUAUCUGUAAUUUGUCCUGUUUUAUAAAUUAAUUGCUUUGUCUUUCUAUGUAUUUAUUUGUAAAUCACAUUUUAUUUAUUUUCAAAAAGACAUUAAUACAAGUGAUUUCCUUCUUCAUCUACAGAACUAACAUCCUUUGUAUUUCUAUAUUAACACGAAUCUAUUUGAAGUGUCUUCUGUUUGUGUCCACCACUUUCAAAGAAAUUUAAGUUUCAAAAGCACAGAACAUAAAAAAACACCACAAUAAAAAAAAAAAAGUCAUAAAGAACAGGCAAUUAUGUCCUUGAGCCUAAAGCUCGAUAGAAGAAGUGGAGUUUAUACCAGUGAUCCAAAGGUGUCACAACCUUUCUUCACUCUUUACUGCCCGCCAUUGUUUCCUUAUAUUACCUUCCUUUUGGAGUAUGUGAUGUGUAGCACAAUAAAACAUGAUUGACUGAUUUUACUUUUUGCCUACAUGAUUAGUGACUCAGAAGUUCAAUGACCGAUGUCAGUGAACUUAACAACAGGCACCUGGAGCUGCUGCCUGUUUGAAAAAAAGAUGCUUUUUUUUUUUUUUUUAUUACGAAAUUGUUCGUGCUGCUUAAUGAUUGCUAUGUAACAAUAAAUGUAAUACAACUAUACAUUCCUAUUCUUUAA